UCCACUUCCCAAAUGAACCCUGUGCUCACUCUCCAAACGCAGCCCCCGUUUUCUCUCUCUCUGUCUCUCUCUCUCUCUCAACCAGAGAUGGCAGCAGCUUCAGCAUCAGCAUCGAUAGCUGUGAACGGAGCAAAAAUGGCGACAAGUUCGCAGGCGUAUAUAGAAAGCAAUCCGGUGAGAGAAACAAAGGCCUUGAUAUCAGAGCUCUGUCGUCAAUUCUACAAUCUGGGUUGGGUCUCCGGGACUGGUGGUAGCAUCACAAUUAAGGUCCACGACGAUUCCAUCCCCAAACCCCACCAACUCAUCGUCAUGUCCCCUUCCGGUGUGCAAAAGGAAAGAAUGGUUCCAGAGGACAUGUACGUGCUAUCUCCAAGUGGGUCUACACUGUCUUCGCCCUUGUCGAAGCCAUACCCUUAUAAGCCUCCUAAAUGCUCUGAUUGUGCUUCUCUCUUCUUGAAGGUAUGCUCUUACUAAUGCUAUAUGUUGCUA
This is a messenger RNA of Camellia sinensis, 489 nucleotides long. NCBI's taxonomy places the organism in Eukaryota, Viridiplantae, Streptophyta, Magnoliopsida, Ericales, Theaceae. The record is from RefSeq and is a predicted model, not a curated record.